UAAAAAAUGGCGAACAGUAUCAACAAAAGUAGCUCGGUUAAAUGAAGAGUGUUUUGCUGUCUUUCUGCCUAAUAAUGUGGGGUUUGGGCGCCAUAGCAUUAUUUCCCGUACGGCGAUAAACGACCGAGCCUGUUGUGGGCUUCUUAAACUGUAAAUAUACUUGUCUUUUUUUCAUCAAGAACAUCCUAAUACGUAAUCGUACUAAGCGAUUGUCUAUGAGAGCGUUUGCCGUGUCGUCACCGGAUGGUCACGUGGUGUCUCGGUCGGCAGAAACCCUGCGGACGUCAAUAGCCGACCACGAGUUAUCGGGUUUAUUUGUGUUAAUUAAUAAAUGGUAGUGUCGUGUGAGCUGUAUAUACAGAUCGUCAACGAAGGAGUCUUCGAGCUCUUACGGCAUCCCAGACACAUGAAGCUCAUUGGAAGCAUAUGUGCAGCCGCAUUACGUGACACAAGUGGAACUAUACCGACCGAUGUUUGCUUUCGGCACUUUAUAUCCUAAUGCUUAUCCUCACUAGGGUCGCGGGCGCGCUGGUGCCUGUCUCAGCUCACUCUGGGUGAGAGGCGCCGUACACCCUGAACUGGUCGCCAGCCAAUCACAGUGCGUGAAGAGUUGUAACCAUGAGUAGUCGCAGAAAGAAGGCUCCCCCUGUGAGGGUGGACGAGGAGGCGAAACAGAGGUUGAACUGGAACAUGCUGGAGGAUCGGCGGAAUGAGGAUAUCCAGGGAAUGCCUUCUUGCUCCUCCUUUCCUGCCCACCCGACUUUGGGCAUCUCCUUGGAUGUCCCACCGCCGCCCACUCCCCAGGAACUCCCCGGAACGUCGUCGGACUCGGCAUCCGCCUUCCAGGCGCUCAACGUGGUGCCCGCCUCCCAGUUUGGCCACAUCUGGAAGGCGCUCAUCGGGGAGUUCCGCGUCCGGCCGGCCCGGCUCCCGUCGGACCGUCGGCACGAGGCGUUCUCACUUUGCAAGAUGGCCGACCGGCUCUGCGUUAGUUUUGGGAGCCCCGGGGAGCCCGACACGGAUGGCGACACCUGCAGCGCCGAGUGCAGCCUCGCUCGCGUCCUGCUGGAGGACCUGGACUGGCUCCAGAAGAGACGGGUGGUACAGCUCUGCCACCAGGCAGACGAUGACUCCUUCAAGGUCGGGAUUUACCUGCUGGAAAGCGGCCUCGGCAAGCCGGAGUUCCUCAGUGAGGGAAACGCUCGAAUGAAGAAAGCUAAUCAGCUCAUGCAGAAGAUGAUGGAAUAUUAUUACGACUUCAUCAUUCCCGUGGUGGACAACGAGGAGGAAUGCGACACAGAUCUGGAGAGGCAGAACGUGGAGGAGCUCUACGACUACGUCAGGUGCGUGCAUCAGACCGACGGCCGACGGGAAGGGAACGCUGAUGUGCAGCACCAAGCUCUGCUCCCGGUGCUUCGCCCCUAUCAGAGCCAGGCUGUCAACUGGAUGCUGAUGCGCGAGAAAUUCAGGAAUACGUCCCUCAAAGAACAAUCACUGCAUUUCUUGUGGCGGGAGUUGGUCACUUUGUGUGGCAAGAAAUUGUUCUACAACCCUUUUACCGGCUGUUUAAUUCGUGAGUUUCCACUCGCUGGCGUGGAGCGGCCCGGCGGCAUCCUGGCCGACGAGAUGGGCCUCGGCAAGACGGUGGAGGUUCUUGCUCUGAUUCUGUCUCACGGUCGACAGGACCUGGAGCAGGAGGCCCUCACCAUGCCUGUGGGAACAUCUGUGAAUUAUUUUGUUCCCCUACCUCCGCUGGAGAGCGAGAAAGUUAGCCACUGCAAUCCUGCAGUGCAGCCCAAAAUGAAAGCAUCUCACCCAGCCAUCCGCGUGAUGCUGCUCACCGCCAUCAGGGAGAUGCGCUCGGGCAAAGGGGCCUCCGUCAACGCCGUGUUCACGUACAUCCGCGCCACCUACGGCUACGACCUGCUGAAGAACCGCAGCCACAUCAAGAAGAUGUUGGCCAAGCUGACGGACGAGGGCCUGGUGGAGCGGGUCAAAGGCCGCGGCCUGGCCGGAUCCUUCCGGCUGGGCAAGAAAUACAAGGACGCCAAGAAGACUCUUGCGGCAGCGACCAAAUCUAAUGUGAAAUACUCUGAGCGCUCGCCCAGGAAGACGUUCCAGAGGCGCGCGAAGGAGAAGGCCGAGGCGGCUCUCCAAAACGCCAUGAGUGAAGAUCUCGGCGACGUCAAUUUCCCGACGGUAUCCCACGACGCGAAGGCGGAACGUGACGCCGUGCCGGGACAAUUGGAUCAAGUAUCCAUCUCCCGGGAGGAGCCGGAGCCCCCCGUCCGGGCGUCGGUGGUGCCCUUCAACGCGGCCGACUACCGCUUCGAGUGCAUCUGCGGCGAGCUGGGCGUGGUGGACUACAAGGCCCGUGUGCAGUGCAUGAAGUGCCAGCUGUGGCAGCACGCCUGCUGCGUCAACUACAAGGAGGAGAGCUUGGAUACCACGCCCUUCUACUGCCCCCACUGCCUGGUGGCCAUGACGCCCGUCUCCACCGGAGCCACGCUCAUUAUCUCGCCCAGCUCCAUCUGCCACCAGUGGGUGGAGGAGAUCAACCGCCACGUCAAGUCCGCCUCGCUGCGAGUGCUGGUGUACCAGGGCGUGAAGAAGCACGGUUUCAUCCAACCGCGCGUGCUAGCCGAGCACGACGUGGUAAUCACCACCUACGACGUCUUGCGCUCGGAGCUCAACUACGUGGACAUCCCGCACAGCAACAGCCGCGACGGCCGCCGCUUCCGCAACCAGAAGCGCUACAUGGCCGUGCCCAGCCCGUUGGUGGCCGUCGAGUGGUGGCGCGUGUGUCUGGACGAGGCGCAGAUGGUGGAGUGUCCCACCGCCAAAGCGGCCGAGAUGGCGCUGCGCCUCGCCUCGGUCAACCGAUGGUGCGUCAGCGGUACGCCAGUGCAGAGAGGCUUGGAAGACCUUUACGGCCUGGUGCUCUUCCUGGGCGUGGAUCCGUACUGGGUGAAGCAUUGGUGGGACCAGUUGCUCUAUAGUCCGUAUCGCCGCGGCAACCCGGAGCCUCUCUACAGCGUCGUGGCUCAGCUGCUGUGGCGCUCCGCUAAGAAGGAUGUCAUCGAUCAGAUCCAGAUCCCAGCUCAGACGGAAGAAGUGCACUGGCUGCGCUUCUCCCCAGUGGAGGGCCACUUCUACCACCGGCAGCACGAGGAGUGCUCGCAGGACGCCCUGCUCAAGCUGCGCAAGCUCUCCGACUGGAGUUUGAAAUUGGGCAGCCUGGACCGCCGCACCGUGGCCACCAUCCUGUGCCCGCUGCUGCGGCUGCGCCAGGCCUGCUGCCAUCCGCAGGCAGUGCGUGGCGAGUUCCUCCCCCUGCAGAAGAGCGCCAUGACGAUGGAGGAGCUCCUCAAGUCCUUGCAGAAGAAAUGUCGAGUGGAGUGCGAAGAGGCCCACAGACAAUUGGUGUGCGCUCUCAACGGCCUGGCCGGAAUCCACAUCAUCCGAGAUGAGUUUGAGCAGGCGGCCGAGAUGUACAGAGAAGUGCUGCGCUCGUCAGAGGAGCACAAAAGCAGAUUGAAGACGGAUUCAUUGCAGAGACUUCACGCCACUCACAAUCUGACGGAGCUGCUGAACGCAAAGCAUCCUGGGAUUCCUCCCACUUUGCGAGACGACCGCCUCAGCGAGGAGGCUGAGCAGCUGCGUCAGCACUACAUGACCAAGUACGACUCAGAGGUGGCCGACGCCCACCAAGCCCUGCAGCCAGUUUUGCAGAACAUCAAAGAGCUCAAGCGCAAAGUCAACCUGAGCGCCCCCUGGUGGCUGGAGGUCAUCCAACGGGCGGUCCGUAGCUCCACCGACGACGACCUGGUGGGCCGCGUAAAGAACGAGCUGACGUCCAGCUACAAACAGCAAGCUCACAAGCUCUCUAUGGCCGACAAGUUCCGUGACGGCCACGGUCUAGUUUACCUGCUCACCACGCAGAUGGAAGACCUGAUGAAAUCCCAGAAGAUCGUCCGCGAGGCGGUGAAGAGCCUGGAAGGGCCGGCGUCUAAGAAAGUGAUUGACGAGGCCACCGUCUGUCACCUCAGGCCCACGCGACUCCCGCUCAAUAAUUGUGUCUUUUGCAAAGCCGAUGAGCUUUUCACCGACUACGAAUCCAAACUCUUCUCGCACACGGUGAAAGGCCAGACGGCCAUCUUUGAGGAGAUGAUCGAGGACGAAGAGGGCCUGGUGGACGACCGCCUGCCCACCACCAGCCGAGGCCUGUGGGCGGCCAGCGAGAUGGAGCGCACGCUCAAAGCCAUCCUGACCUUCGCCAAGGCCAAGCGCGUGGACGCCGAGCUGGUCGAGGAGGGCAACGCCUUCAUGGAGCUCUUUGAGACCUGGAAGAAGGAGUACAAGGUGCUGCACGAGUACUGGAUGGUUCUGCGGAAUCACGUGUCCGCCAUUGAUGAGCUGGGAAUGGCUACCGAGAGGCUUCGCGUGCGUCUCCCCGACGAACCGAAGCCAAAACUGCUACACAUAAUUGAGCCGCACGAGGUGGAGCAAAACCGAGUGAAACUUCUCAACGACCAAGCGGUGGCCAAGUCUCAGCUGCAAAAGAAGCUGGGACAGUUUUUAUACCUUACAAACCUGGAGAAGUCCCAGGACAAGUCCACUGGUGGUCUGAACCCGGAACCGUGUCCCAUUUGUGCUCGGCCACUCGGAAAGGAGUGGGCGGUGCUGACGUGCGGCCACUGCUUCUGCAACCAGUGCAUCGCCAUCAUCCUGGAGCAGUACAGCGUGGGCUCGCGGCGCCGCGCCAUCAACUGCGCCAUCUGCAGGCAGACUACAUCUCACGCCGAAAUCUCCUACGUGUUCACCGCGCAGGCGUCCAGCCAGGACCAGGACAUCCCAGUUAAGGGGAGCCACUCGACCAAGGUGGAGGCGGUGGUGAGAACCCUGAAAAAGAUACACGUGAGCAACCCAGGCGCCAAGUGUUUGGUCUUCUCUACGUGGCAGAGCGUCCUCGAUAUCAUCGCCAAAGCUCUGUUUGACAACAACAUGGAGUUCUCGCAAAUCAAUGGAAUCCAAAAAUUCCAGGAGAACCUGAGCUCGUUCAAAUACGAGAAGAAGAUCAAUAUCCUGCUGCUUCCCCUGCACACGGGCUCCAACGGGCUGAACAUAAUCGAGGCCACGCACGUGCUACUGGUGGAGCCCAUCCUCAACCCCGCCCACGAGCUGCAGGCCAUCGGACGCGUGCACCGAAUUGGACAAACCAAGCCGACGUUCGUGCACCGCUUCCUCAUCAAGUCCACCAUCGAGGAGAGGAUGCAGGCCAUGCUCAAAACGGCAGAGAAGAGUCACAGCAGGGCCGCCAUGAAGCACUCGGAGGCCGCCGUGCUCACCGUGGCCGACCUGGCCGAUCUGUUCACCGAAGAGGACGGCCAACGUCUGCAGUGAAGACUACCCACGAUGCACUGCUCUCUCUAUACCAUAAUUAGACGGGGCGGUGAUGGACAUUCCUUGAUUUUGGCACAUUUCCGGUUUUUCUACAAAAGCAUUGACUUUGAGUCAAAGGGGAACUUUGGACUUUUGAAUGCGAGUGUGCAGUAUGCUUGUAAUGACGUGAAGUCAUUCAUCCCUGUGCUGUUUUCCCAACUUUCAGGAAAUAAAAGGCAGUUACUUGGGACGACCCGGCACGCUUGUGUCAACUGACAGGCAGGAAGGAGGGCCAUUGUUUCUGCUCUUGUGUCGUUACAAAAGAAAUGAGAGCCUUUUACGGGGUUUCGUCUUCUUUGGAGAAUGUCUGUUGAAGCUGGCGUCUUGUUGUGUGUGGAGGCGGGACAGUGAAAUCUCAGGAUUCCGUCUCUUGGAAACCAAUCUUGUAAAUUCAGACUCAUUAAAAAAAAAAAAAAAGGA
Phyllopteryx taeniolatus (common seadragon) is the source of this 5862-nucleotide messenger RNA. It is a transcript of the gene shprh, whose product is annotated as SNF2 histone linker PHD RING helicase. The record is from RefSeq and is a predicted model, not a curated record. Gene Ontology annotation, molecular function: ubiquitin protein ligase activity; DNA binding; ATP-dependent chromatin remodeler activity. Bases 619 to 5403 code for a protein of 1594 amino acids. The transcript is spliced from 30 exons. Gene Ontology annotation, cellular component: nucleus; nucleosome. Lineage: Eukaryota; Metazoa; Chordata; Actinopteri; Syngnathiformes; Syngnathidae. Gene Ontology annotation, biological process: nucleosome assembly; DNA damage response; protein polyubiquitination.